Molecule: messenger RNA, 3839 nt
Organism: Drosophila busckii
Lineage: Eukaryota; Metazoa; Arthropoda; Insecta; Diptera; Drosophilidae
Gene: RasGAP1
Product: GTPase-activating protein
Exons: 6
Coding region: 1-3693 (1230 amino acids)
Biological process (GO): intracellular signal transduction; regulation of GTPase activity
Source: RefSeq, a predicted model, not a curated record
AUGGCAAUGAAGUCGCCACUAGAGCACACAAUGAAAGCGAUCAACGCACGUGAAGCAAAAAACCUCAGCAGUCGCAAUGCGGCCAACACAAGCUGCAGCACGCAGGGCACACGCGAUGUCUACUGCACGAUUGCGUUGGACCAGGAGGAGAUUUGCCGCACACCCACCAUUGAGCGCACACUGUCGCCUUUCUUUGGCGAGGAGUACAACUUUAAGAUACCGCGUCGCUUUCGCUACCUCUGCGUCUAUGUGUGGGACAAGGAUAUGAAGCAGGACAAGCCGAUUGGCAAGAUUGCGAUCAAGCGCGAGGAGCUGCACAAAUACAAUCACAAGGAUCAUUGGUUCUCGCUGCGGCCCGUCGACUCCGACUCCGAGGUGCAGGGCAUGGCGCACAUUGAGGUCGACUUUGAGAGCGCGCCGGCGAAUGCAACGCUCAACGAGAGCAUCGAGCUGGUGCAGCACACGCUGCCACAUCAUACGCAUCAUACGCGAGCGCAUCAGAAUGACUACAAGGAGAACAACGAACUGAGCAACAUACAACAACGAGCAGCGGCAGCGGCAGCAGCAGCUGCAGCCCACAACAGCGUUGGCAUGACGUUAAAAGCGCGCACCGCUGGAAUCUUUGGGCAUGUCCAGCAGCAGCAACAACAACAACAGCAGCAGCAGCAACACCAACAACAGCAGCAGCAACAGCCAACAGUCUGCAAUCAGCCGCAGCAGCGGCAUGUGCGCGUCGCCGUACGCGUCGCUGCCUGCACUGAUCUGGCUAAGAAACAAGGCACCUGCGAUCCAUUUGUGCUCUGCACAGCGCAUUACAGCAACAAGCAGACGAUAGCGAAGCGCACCAAGGAGCGCAAGAAGACCGUCGAUCCGGAGUUUGAUGAGGUCAUGUACUUUGAUCUCGCCAUCGAUGCGGAGGCUAACAGCUAUGCGAGCAGCAAAUCGCCCGCCUCGCUGGAAUCGUCGGCCAACAAGGCCUACUCCAUAUAUCCGCUGGGUGGCGCUGAUCUCUGCGAGAUUACGGUGUCGCUGUGGCACGAUGCGCAUAGUCCUGUCUUUCUGGGUGAAGUGCGGCUGCCCAUGCUGAACAAGCAGCAACAGCAGGCGGUGCAGCCAGCUGCCUGGUAUUAUCUCCAGCCACGCAGCAGCUCGUCCAGCUGUCGCUCCCUCACAGCCAGCACACGUUCCUGCGCCACGCCCCCAGGCACGCGACUUAGCGUCGACUCAACGAUUGGUUCGCUGCGUUUGAAUCUGAAUUAUACCGCCGAUCAUGUCUUCCCGCUGGCCACCUACGAUGAUCUGCUGAAUCUGCUGCUCGAGUCUGUGGAUCAGCGGCCCAUAACACUCUCAGCUGUCUAUAUUUUGGGAGAACUGGUGUCGGGCAAAACGGAGGUGGCGCAGCCGCUGGUGCGUCUCUUUACGCAUACGGAACGCAUUGCGCCCAUCAUCAAGGCGCUGGCAGAUCAUGAAAUAUCCAAUCUAACCGAUCCAACGACCAUCUUUCGCGGCAAUACACUUGUUUCCAAAAUGAUGGACGAGGCCAUGCGUCUGUCCGGCCUGCAUUAUCUGCAUCAGACGCUGCGUCCGGUGCUCUCGCAGAUUGUGGCGGAGAAGAAACCGUGCGAAAUAGACCCGAGCAAGGUGAAGGAUCGCUCGGCCGUCGAUACGAAUCUGCAUAAUCUGAAAGACUAUGUGGAGCGCGUGUUCGAGGCCAUCACCAAGAGCGCUGAGCGUUGUCCCAAGGUACUCUGUCAGAUCUUUCACGAUCUGCGCGAGUGUGCGGGCGAGCAUUUCCCACGGAAUCGCGAGGUGCGCUACUCCGUUGUCUCCGGCUUCAUAUUUCUGCGUUUCUUUGCGCCAGCCAUACUGGGUCCCAAGCUCUUUGAUCUAACCACAGAGCGUUUGGAUGCGCAAACGAAUCGUACGCUGACGUUGAUUUCCAAGACGAUACAAUCGCUGGGCAAUCUGGUCAGUUCGCGUUCAUCGCAGCAGCCCUGCAAGGAGGAAUACACCGGGGAGCUGUACAAGAAGUUCUGCACGGAGAAGCAUGUGGAGGCGGUGAAGCAUUUUCUGGAGGUCAUCUCCACGGCGAAUGGUUGUGAGGCGCCCAGCGGCAAUCAGCUGUUGGAGGCUCCACAGCUGCCACUAGAACCAGUAUUACUUAAAGAGGGCGAGGGCAUGAUGGUCAAAUAUCAAACAAGCCGCAAGCGCUUUGGACGCCAAUCUAAGCCCCGUUACUUUUGCCUGACAACGCAAUCGCUUAGCUAUGCCAAGUCGAAGGGCAAGCCACCCAAACCCAACUGUGAUAUACCGCUCGAGGAGAUCGGCAGCGUCGAGCAACUGAAAGACAAAAACUUCAAAAUGCAAAAUUGCUUCAAGAUUGUGCACAAAGAUCGCCCGAUAAUUGUACAAACGACCAACUGCGUGGAGGAGCGCGAGUGGUUCGACCUACUGCACAAGAUCUGCCUAAUGAAUUCCAUCCGCAUGCAAUACUUUCAUCCAUCGGCCUUUAUUAGCGGCUUUUAUAGCUGCUGCGGACGCUCCGACGAGAAUGCGCCCGGCUGCAAAAACGUGUCAGCCAAGGAAAUGGAUUACUUUCAAAUGGAUCUGGUGACGGCACUCGAUCCGGCGUUGGACCUACAGCGCAUACACACGCUCAUCAUGUCGCAUAUGAAUCUACUGGAAGCGCUGCUCGAUCCGUUGGCAUAUCAUCAACAUUUGCCGCUCUCACAGCAGCAGCAACAACAACAGCAGAAGCAACAGCCACACAAUCCGCUGGCGCCGCUGGCUAGCUCACUGCAGCAGCAGUCGCCGCAGGCAUUUGCCGAGUUCAAGAAGACCAUCGAGAAGCUGCGCGAGAAGGCCUACGCCAUCGACAGAGAUCAUCGCGACUAUAAGCAGGGCAUAACGCGUCAGCUCAAGUACGGCAGUCGGCAGGCACCGAUAGGCGAUGACAACUACUGGCACAUGAUGCGUGCCGCCGGCCAGCUCAACCUGCAACAUCAUCAUCAGCAGCAGCAGCAGCAACAGUUGCACACCCAGCAGCAGCAAUUGCUGCAGCCAGUGCUGCCGCAAAUGCAACAUGUACGCGCUUUGCCCGCCAAUGCCAACAGCUCCAGCAACGGCAACAUGAACGUAAAUGCCUACUACAUGCACAAUCUGCAGCCGCAGCAGCAGCGCCUGCAACUGCAACAACAACAGCAGCAGCAGCAGCAACAACUCUAUCAGCAGCAGCUGCGCAGCCAACAGCAGCGGCAUAACAACAACAACAAUAACAGCAUCAACUGCGGCAAUGUCUCAUCCUCCAGCCCCUCAUCGACAGCAUCGAGCGUAGUGGCAGUCACGCCCCCAGUGUUCUCGGUGUUUCGGUGCAGCAGCGGCUGCGGCAGCGCUGCCCAAGCCAGCGCCGCCAAUUUAUUAGCGGUCAAGACUAUGCGUAUUUGCCAUACCCAGAGCGAUCAUUUUGACGCGGUGAAUGCGCAUAGCGGUACACCUAACUACUGCCCCUCCCCGCACACACACACACACACACAUACAUUAAUUAAUACACACUCAUCCUCCCCACACAUAUACAUACAUGCAUACAAACAAACGUACUUCGAAACACUUCCAAGCAGCAACAAGAGAAGCAUUACGCGUGUACUAAUUUUAAACUACUUACAAUAUUACGAUUAUUUUUGUAUACAAGUUUAAAAUGCGUAGACCUAAGCAUUUUUUUAAAUUAACAAUUUUUAUAUACAUUUAUACGAUGUAAUGCGUAACAACAACAACAAACAAAUAUGCGAAAUCUAAAUACUUAAGCCUAUUUAUUAUUAUUAUUAUUUUUUUAUUGUAUUUAU